Messenger RNA from Bombyx mandarina (wild silkworm), 3289 nucleotides. It is a transcript of the gene Pex16, whose product is annotated as peroxisomal biogenesis factor 16. Lineage: Eukaryota; Metazoa; Arthropoda; Insecta; Lepidoptera; Bombycidae. Gene Ontology annotation, biological process: peroxisome organization. Gene Ontology annotation, cellular component: peroxisomal membrane. The record is from RefSeq and is a predicted model, not a curated record.
ACAAAGUAAACUGAUAGGAGACUGGUUCUAAAGUUCAGUGUUUUAUAUUUAUGGUCAAUUUACACAGAUGACUUGUUAUAAUUACUAAACCUUAGUGGUAAAUCAAUUUAACAGCUAAAGUAUUCUGACCAAUUCAUAAAUAAUUUUUGUUAAAAAAUGAGUAGCAAAUUGUCGUUGCAAGAAGUGUACACUGCGUACAAGCGAUGGGUGAUCAGCAAUCCGAGCGUGGUGACAGACGUCGAGACCGUUGCUACAUGGACGUCGUAUUUCGUGGCCGGUAAAAUAAACAAAUCCCCAAUUAUAUCUGAAAUGAUAUACUGCAUGUCAAAGCUGUUAUCAUUGUAUAAUGAUAGGCUUAUUCGAGACGCUUACGGUGCCGAAACUUCAUCUUAUGGACUUCGUGAACAGAUUAAAAUAUGGCUCACUAUCAUUCACUAUAGUGAAGUGUUUGUAGAACUCAUUGCCAAAGACAGAUGGGGACAACGAGGCAAGUGGACCGUUGCAGCUUUGUUGCAGCUCUUCAAAGCAUCGUCCGGAUUAAUUCUUCUGUAUCGAUUCAAAGAACUUCCCAUAUCACACCCCCCUGUUGCUUUCUUACAAAGAAAGAAGUAUACUGAAGGCCGAGAUGUUGAAGAGCAUGAGAAUUCAUUUUUUAAGCUUCGCAGGUCUGGCCGUGUUAUGAGACGUGUUGAUGGAGCACCUCCAAUUGCUUUUCGAGAUUGGACGCCAGUGAAAAUAAAAGAUGAUAGACCUGUACCUGGCAUUGAGGUUAAGGACUUAUUGUAUGCUGAGUCAUUACAUGUUUUGAAGCCAUUACUUCAUCUUGCUGCAAUGAGGUUCUUUGGAAAUAAAGCCUGGAAGCAGUGGUUUGUGGCUCUCAGUAUUGAUAUUGCCAGUCUCAAAGUAUACAAUAGGUAUAUGAAAGAGUUAUCAUAUGAACAAAGGCUGGAAAUAAGUCGAAGAAAAUUAGGCUUAGUCCUAUAUUUAUUACGCAGUCCCAUGUACAAUAAAUAUUCUAACACUGUAAUAGAAAAUGUUCUUAAUUCUGCUUCAAAGAAAAUACCUAUGAUGUCAUUGAUCUGUGGCCCAAUAAUCCAAUACUUAAAUCACUGGCAAGACAUUUACUUCUAUAUGUGGGCAUCAUAAGUAAAUAAUUAAUUAAUUAAUACAAAUCAGUAUGUUUCAUCAAUAAGAUUUCAAACUAAAAGUCUACUAUAGAUUUGUAAAUUAUAAUUUAAUGGAAAAAUUAUGAUUAAUAUUAAAUCAUUACAGAAUGUUACUGUUAUCUUUAAGGUAUAAAUCUAAUCCAGAUGGUCUGUAAAACUCAAACACAACAGUUUGUAAUAAUUAUAUACUACCUAAUGUUUAAUUUCACAUGCAAAUGGGAGUAAAUAUUCAAAUGUUUGCUCUUCGCUGGGACAAUUUUGUGUUAUAUAUACAUAUAUGCUUCAUAAACUGUAAAUAAUACAGCUUAUGUACAUUUUUUCUUAUUGUUCUUUAAAAAAGAAUUUGGACAGAAAGUAUUUAUGAUCAAUAGUGGUUCUUGUAAUUUUGCUGGCAAUCUGAUCCACAAAGAGACAAAAAAAAAUUGGUAAUACAUUAUCAGAAAACUUAAAUGUGAUAUUUUGCAAAUAUCUUUAUUGUCAAACGAGCAUCUCUAGAACAGUUUUGUUUUUUAUUGUAUAAGAGAUAUCAAGGUGGAAGAUUAAAAUCAUUCCUUAGUAUUUUGUAGACUGUAUGUGUAACUGACAUUAACUAUUAAUAUUACCUUCAAAAUGAUUUCAAUAUUUGAGACAAUGGUAGUGUGUUUCAUAUAGGUGUUGGAUACUGUAUUAUUUUUAUCUACUUUUUAUAUCUAUGAAUAGAUUUAAUUAUUCAUUGACCGGAACAUUUGAGUUUGUGAAUGGAUAAAUAUAAUGAUGGCAAAAACUAAUCUAACUGAUGUGGUCUAGAAAGAAGAAAACAAUAAAAUUUUUCAAUAUAAGUGAAUCCAUAAUGUCGAAUUCUUUACAGAAACUGAAAUAAUAAAACAAUCUUGUAGUAGUAGUAAAUUUAAUUAAAGAGAUACGAAGAGAAUACAAGCACAUUGUAAUAUGUCAAGACAUAAGAAUGAUUCAGAUUUUAAUCUAAAUAUGUGGGUAAUAAGAAACUUUAUCUGUUUGUAAAAUCUGUGUCUAUUAAUGAAACAUUUUGCAUUAUGAAUUGAUAUGUCAAUAAUCGAGUAAGAGAACAAGGCUAUGAUGUCUCAAGCAAUGAAUUGAGAUAUGAACUAAAAUAUCGCAGCACAGAUCUCUGUCUAAUAAAUGACAUUGCAGGACAAAGACAGUCAACGAGCUGCAUCUAAAGAAUCGUGAUUCUUAGGUACUUAUGAAGCUAUGAAGGAAUGAUUGAGGCAGAGUGUCAACCAUAAACAAAGUAGAUUUCAGUUGUACAGUUCGUUUAUUGAUUUACUUUUUGUCAAGACACGUUGUCACCACGUGUAAGUGGCCCACACACUAGUCUGGUUACUGUAGUCCGUAGACCCGGAAAUGUGUAUACCGCUACUCCCUUGGAGAUAUUUGGAUGCGCAGGCGCAGAAAUAAGUAGAACGGCGAAAUCAACCCGGGCGAGCUCGCAAGACUCCUUACAAUCGGUGUGCUUAGUGUGAGUUUUUUAACGUUCUCGAUAGCGUAAAAGUUACCUGAAAUUUGUAUGCAGCCGGAACAGUGCUCCUAGCGGCAAACAUAGGCAAACGUUCCAACUCCCUACAAAUUUGACUUUUACGCUAUCGUGAACGUUAAAAAAACUCGCACUAAGCACAUAGUAAAACUGAACUAUAUCGUAUAUUGCAAUGUGCGUAUUCGUAAUAAGGCACAAUUUGGCCAUACCUACUGUCGUAGACUAAAGAUGUGUUGCUUUUAAUGACCCUCAUGGUAUACAUAUAGGUGGUCUUGUUGAAUAACUUAUUUGUUGCGUAUGCUGGUACUUGGGUUUGCGUAUUUGUAUAUUUGCUUUGAUGCCUAAAACAGAGAUGAGCUGAGAAGCAGUAGUUAAUGUUUAAUGGUAAAUAAUGCAAAUAACAGUCCUUUUUGGUUAACUGUAAAUAAUAAUUGCAACUGCAAGAGCUUUGGAAGGCCUUUUGCCUUUUAAAUUUGUGUGGACGAAGCGUUUGUGAAUACAACAAAUAUCUGACCUUGUACCUACUGGCAGAUGCUACGCCAAGUGAAGUGCCACCAUUGUACAUUUAUUUCCAUGAAUCUUAUAUAUUUUUUACUGUAUUGCAAAACAAUGACUCAAUAAAUGGAAUUAU